Molecule: messenger RNA, 976 nt
Organism: Musa acuminata subsp. malaccensis (wild Malaysian banana)
Lineage: Eukaryota; Viridiplantae; Streptophyta; Magnoliopsida; Zingiberales; Musaceae
Source: RefSeq, a predicted model, not a curated record
CCACCAACCGUGAAGAGAGAAGACGAGACGGCGAGAGUUUAGAAGAGCGGAAGACGAGACCGGCGUCUUCACCUCCUCCCCCCCGAACUCUUCUUUUCUCCGCCUACGCAAAAGGGAGUAUAUAUCGCAACGUAGCAUACGAGGAUGGAGGGGGUGGGGGCCCGGCUGGGGCGGUCGUCGACCCGGUACGGGCCGGCGACGGUCUUCAGCGGACCGGUGAGGAAGUGGAAGAAGAGGUGGGUCCCCCUCGCCCACCCCAGUAGCAGCGCCUCCUCCGCCGCCAGCGCCAACGGUGUCCGCUCCCACCUCCUCCUCUACAAGUGGGCCCCUGUCUCCUCGCCCGCCAACGGCGCCCCCCAUCCCGAGGAGCCGCCGCCCCGGAAGUUCCGAUUCGUCCCGAUUUCUGUAAUUGAAGAGCAAAAACAAGAGGCUGCUGAAAAGCUAGAUGAUAAGAAUAAACCUAAUGAAGCUGAUCCUUCCUCACAGCCAACCCAGAAUGAUUCUUCUGAAAAAAAACCUGACAUGAAUGAUGUUGCAAUGGAAGAAGCUCAGGCUUCAGACAAGGAUGAUGAUAUCAACCAAACUAAUUUGGACUUGAAUCUGGGUUUGAAAGCUACUGAUGGUGAUCUGGAAACCAAAUCCAGACACACCAAGCAGGAUGAAGGUGAUCAGCUGGUGAAAGCAAGCACACGCGAGGGAGCUGCGAUGAAGACCACAACAAAUUCUGAAACCCACAAGAAGUUGAAGAGGAAGGCCGUUACCCCUGACCUUGAAAUGAAAGUAUGACACAUUGUAUUUGGUUUCGACUCAUCCUUUUGUGAUGCUGUCCUCUCUACAUGGCACAAUAGUAUCUGUGUUGCAUUUGUCAAUUUUUGCUGCUUUGUGUUGUGACCUUCUUCUGUUGGUUAAUGAGGUCGGUGAAAUAUAUUGAACAAUGAACUCUCUUUGAUGUAUCCAGCAACAUAUAAUAUACAUG